AUGGGUGUAGCAUCAACGCUCAUGUCGCGAUUCUGCAGGAUCUUACCACCCGUUACUAUCAUCACGAUAUGCUUCUACUCCCUCAUCAAACUCUCCCUCUUUUCCAACGCAGUUGCACCCGAUCCUGGGAGAUGGAAGAAUCACGCCUUGGAUUUUGUUGAUGAAGACGAAGACUACAUCCCGACAUUCGAGACGACUGUCGUUCCAACACCUCGUCAGACCUCAGCAGCGCAUAUCGAAGAUCUCGAGAAUAAGGGAGAGAUUGGAGACUUUGCUGAUGAUGAUGAGUUUCUUCCAUUUGUUAACAUCGAGGACGAUGGGGAUUGGGAUGAGGAGGAUCUUCAGGAGAUGAGUGGUGAGAAGCAUGAGAAUGAGACUGUUGAUGAUGAUGAUGAUGAUGAUGGAGGCGACUGGUCUAGAUUUGCUUACAUUCAGUACGUGACGAAUGAGGAUUAUCUGUGCAACUCGGUCAUGAUAUUUGAGGCGCUGCAUCGGUUGGGAAGCAAGGCGGACAGGCUGUUGAUGUAUCCGCAGGAGAUGCUUGACCCAGAGGCCGAGCACGCAAGCUCGCAUGGUGGAAAGCUUCUCAUCAGGGCAAGAGAUGAGUAUAACGUCACUCUUCAGCCCAUUGAGAUUCAACACCGCGAUGGACAGGACGAAACCUGGGCCGAUUCCUUCACUAAGCUCCUCGCCUUCAACCAAACCCAAUACGAACGGGUCCUCUCCCUCGACUCAGACAGCACGGUCCUCCAACACAUGGACGAACUCUUCGAACUCCCCCCUUGUCCCGUCGCCAUGCCCCGCGCAUACUGGCUCUACAACGACAACCCACCCAAGAAGAUCCUCUCCUCCCAACUCAUGCUGAUACAACCCGACGAGGUUGAAUUCGAGCGCAUUGUCCAGAAGAUGAACAGCAUUGGACCAAACGACUACGACAUGGAGAUCGUCAACAGUUUAUACCUCGACAGCGCUCUUAUCCUGCCUCACAGGAAGUACGACAUGCUCACCGCGGAGUUCAGAGCCAAAGACCAUUCAGCAUAUCUCGGUAGUGAGAGGGCACAGUGGGAUCCUAACGCUGCACUAAACGAAGCCAAGUUUGUGCAUUUUUCGGACUGGCCUGUUCCCAAGCCAUGGAUUAAUGACCCUGAGAGGGAGAUCUGGAAUGGGUUCUAUACUGAUUUUAGGGAUAAUAGAGAGAGAGUUUCCUAUGAGGCUACAAAGCUUGAGGACGCCAAGGACCAUCCUCUGCGCAAAGACAAGCAACGUUCGGCACGGUAUUUCGAACUACUUGAAGCCCGCCGCAAGCUUCCAGUCUCUUUCAUGCGGCGGAAAUUUCUUAGUGCUUACCAUAGUAACAAGGUUAUCGUCCUUUCCAGCGAAACUGGCGCGGGAAAAACCACACAAAUUCCCCAGUUUGUCUUUUGGGAUGAAUACGCCAGCAAUAAGAAAAUUAUCUGUACGCAGCCAAGACGGCUGGCUGCAAGAUCUGCAGCUCAGCGAGUUGCGCAAGAGAUGGACGUUAAGCUAGGCGAAGAGGUUGGAUAUUCCAUCCGUUUCGACAAACGCACCUCGAAGGAAAAUCGUCUCUGCUACGCCACAGAUGGGAUCCUCCUCCAUCAGGCAAAAACAGAUCCCAUGUUCUCAGACUACGCUUGUGUCAUCCUCGACGAAGCACACGAGCGCACCCUCAACACAGACAUCUUGAUGGCGCUCUUGAAGAAGGCUCUACUUGUCCGCGAUGACCUCAAGGUCAUCGUCAUGUCUGCCACCCUCGAAGUUGACAAGUUUGUGCAAUACUUUGUUGGCGCUAAGCGGUUUACUGUGAGCGGUCGCAUCUUUCCGAUCGAGGUUGGAUACAUCGAAAAUCCAACCCAGGACUACCUAUCCCUUGCCCUUCACACUGCCAAACAUACCCACGAGCAAGAUAACAAAGAGGCGAGCAUCACAAUCGAUGGUGUUGUUUACGUGAUUGAUACUGGCCUGGUAAAGGAGCCCGGAUCUCACCCUCGACUUGGAUGUGAUACCCUUAGAACGACGCCUAUAUCCAAAGCGUCAGCGCGGCAGCGUGCUGGGCGCGCCGGCCGUACCAGGCCAGGCUUCUGUUAUCGGAUGUACACGAAGAAGCAUUUUGACGAGAUCCUUCUUCCUUCAACACCGCCCAGUAUCCUCCAAAGUAACCUGUCAGAAAUGGUACUGAAACUCAAAGCUCUAGGCUUUCACGAUCUCGCGAACUUCGACUUUAUUGACCCUCCCCAUCCGGAACCCAUCUUCCGUGCGUUUGAAGAUCUCCUUUGGAUGGGUUUCUUGGAUGAAGAAGGCUCAAUUACGAUCAAAGGCAAACUGGCCGCAAAGCUGCCAAUCCACCCGGCUUGGUAUAACGCUUUCGCCGAGGCGUCGAGCCUGGGAUGUGGUGACGAAAUGAUUACAAUUGCUGCACUUGAGAGCACCCAGCAGUCGAUGUUUCUUCGCCCCCAGCCUUUUCGUUAUGCGGCGGACUUGGCCCGCCAACGCUUCUUUUGUCCGGUGUCGGAUCAGAUGACCCUCAUGAAUGCAUUUCAUUCGUACGUCAGAACCAAAAAUCAGUUCCAGGAUCUUAUGGGUAAGGACGCUGAUAAGGCUGUGGACGAAUGGUGUGCGGACGCAUUCAUCAACCGAGGUGUUUUGGAGGAGGCGGUCAGGCUACGACAGCAAUUGGAAGAAUCCUUCCAAUAUCUUUUCGGUAAACAGCCUGCCGUCUCGGACUUCCUGAGUCCCGACUACGAUGUCAACAUCCGCAAAGCACUGGCUCGCUCGUUCUUUUACCGUUCCGCCAUCCGUGACCCAGCUGGCCGAGACUGGUACAGGACUGUCCAUGGCAACUGGCCAGCUGGCCUCGAUCCUGAUAGCAGCCUGGUCGGAUGUCGCCAUGAAUGGGUCAUCUAUGGUGGCUUUUCUUACAACGCCUAUCAAUACCUGUCUUCAGUCACAGCUGUUGAUCCGAAAUGGUUAAUAGAUCUCGACUAUUUCCAAGAUGCCAAUCUGGCGAAGAGAGGAGACGGGAGGCUGAAACAGCCACAAGUCUUUCACUCGCUCGCCAAAGCUCGUGAAGCUCAAAAGGGCAACACUCCUGUUUAA
Molecule: messenger RNA, 3114 nt
Organism: Fusarium subglutinans
Lineage: Eukaryota; Fungi; Ascomycota; Sordariomycetes; Hypocreales; Nectriaceae
Product: glucose n-acetyltransferase 1
Exons: 11
Coding region: 1-3114 (1037 amino acids)
Cellular component (GO): intracellular anatomical structure
Molecular function (GO): RNA binding; ATP binding
Source: RefSeq, a predicted model, not a curated record